CGGCCUGACCCGGAAGUGACGUCAGCAGGCCGUCAGACUGUGUUGAUGUUUUGUGCUCAAGCUCUCGACCGGGAAGACGAGACGGUUUUUUUCUUUUUUUCUUCUUGUUUGUGGCUUCGGCGUCCAAAAACAUCGACGAGGAUCUUCGUCCCGUUCGCUGCUUCUUCCUCCACGACGUUAGCUCCAUGUUUAGCGGCUAGCGGCCCGACAGCAGGCCCGAAGCAGCGAAUCUUUUGAUCCAAAAAGGCAGGACUCGUCGCCCUCUGGCCCCCCUCCCUCCCUCCCCGCACCACCAUGACGAUCCUGCCCAAAAAGAAGCCCAGCUCGGGGGUCGGGGGAGCGGAUCACGCCGAUGACAGCGACCGGCGGAGCGGAGCGGACUCUCACCAGCACCCGCACCCGCACGCGGGGAGGACCGGAGCUCGGCCGCGGGCUUCGCCUCCGCCGUGGUCUUACCAGCCCGCGCCGCCCUCGGCUAGGGACGAGCGGCGGAGCAUCGAGGCGAGCUCGCGGCCGCAGCAGGCCUCUCCGCCGCCUGGCGGCUCCGUGGCCUCCGUGGCGCCCGGCGACGUCCGGGACAGUGGCGGCAUGGUAGCGACCUCUCGCGGGGACCUGGUCGUGCAGGCCGGCGUCGUGGGCUGCGGAGGGAGCAUCGGCGGCUGCUGCUCCGGGCCCGGGCUAAGCAAGAGGCGGCGGCAGGCGGGCACCUGCUCCGGCGCCGUGGUGGCAGCGCUGGCCGGAGGGGGCCAGCCCGGCGUGAGCGUCCCCGGCGGGGUGGGAUCCAGCAAGGAGCAGGACGAGGGAGCCGGCAACAACAGCGAGGACGAGUACGAGAACGCCGCCCGCUUGCAGGCCGUGGACCCGGCUACCGCCGAGCAGCAGGAGCACUGGUUUGAAAAAGCUUUGCAAGACAAGAAAGGUUUUGUCAUCAAGAAGAUGAAGGAGGACGGUGCGUGUCUCUUCAGAGCUGUGGCUGACCAGGUGUAUGGAGAUCAGGACAUGCACGAGGUGGUGAGGAAACACUGCAUGGACUACCUGAUGAAGAACGCCGAUUAUUUCUCCAACUACGUGACGGAGGACUUCACUACGUACAUCAACAGGAAGAGGAAAAACAAUUGCCAUGGCAACCACAUUGAGAUGCAGGCCAUGGCGGAGAUGUACAACAGGCCAGUGGAGGUGUAUCAGUACAGCACAGAGCCAAUCAACACCUUCCACGGCAUCCACCAGAACAACGACGAGCCCAUCCGAGUGAGCUACCACCGCAACAUCCACUACAACUCCGUGGUCAACCCAAACAAGGCCACCAUCGGCGUGGGCCUCGGCCUGCCCGCCUUCAAGCCAGGGUACGCGGAGCAGACUCUGAUGAAGUCGGCCAUCAAAACGUCGGAGGAGUCGUGGAUUGAGCAGCAGAUGUUGGAGGACAAGAAGCGAGCCAGCGACUGGGAGGCCACGUGCGAGGCCAUCGAGGAGCAGGUGGCCAGGGAGUCAUACCUGCAGUGGCUGCGCGACCAGGAGAAGCAGGCCCGACAGCCCAGAAAAGCCAGCGCCACCUGCAGCUCGGCCACGGCGGCGGCCUCCAGCGGCCUUGACGACUGGAGCGCUCGGUCGCCACGGCAACGGGACGCCGACCCCACCCACCCGGACCUGACGAGUGCCACGUCGACCGCUAUCAAACCCCCAUCCCCGGCGGGCGCCGCCCUCAUCCUCAGCAAACCGCCCUCGCCGUGUGCUCCAGGUAAUGCUUGCCACGGACACGCCUACCUGAACCACUUCCGUUUGGCGGGCACCUCAAUAGUGUGUGUUUGUGUGUGUGUAGGUCCCAGUAAUCCAAGUCGGCAUCAUUUAGAGUACAGAGCCAUCAUGCAGGAGAUGUCACCUACAGCGUUUGGUUUGACCGACUGGGAGGACGACGAGAUCCUGGCGUCGGUCCUGGCCGUGUCCCAGCAGGAAUAUUUGGACAGCAUCAAACAUCAGGGCGGCGCCGUGCAGCAUCGAGAGCGUGAAGCGUCACCUGACAGCAGCUGAUGGACACAACACACGCACGCGUGACCUAUGACCCCGACCCCACUCGUCACCUCCGACCCCUCAGAAGACCGCCAGGGAUACAAUCGACCCGAAAGAAAGAAACGCAGUCUCUCUCUCCUCGUCCCUCCAUUCCUUCUCUCCGUCGCCAUCAUGGAUCCUCCCAGCUUGUCUUGGUUUUACGAGCCACCCGCCAACCCCACGCUAGCCGACCGCGCCAUUUACGAUUGCCGAUCACUUUGUCGAAGGAGCCGCUCCGUCGGCGAAUACGCGUCACACGUUGCGUCCGUGAUGGGUGUGGUCACAUGACCUCGCCUUCAAUCAUAUUUAUUUAUUCUGGUUUGCACAUGUGCAGUGAAAGCGCUAUAUUCACACACGUUUCCGCGGCGUUAGCCGCUAGCAGUUAGCCGGGACAAAGGGAACUUCAUACCAGGUUAAAAUGUCUGCGCGAAACGAUCGAACGCCUUCGUAAAAAUGUGGAAAUACUUUUUACAGAGUUAGCGUUAGCACUGUGCUUACGGGCUCGUUGAGGUCAUCCUGGCGGCCUUCAGUGCUAAUCGCUAUCGACCACGCAGCACAAUGGCGUGCGAGUGAGGCUAACCCAAAAGAAAAGACAGCGGCGAGUACGACGCCACAUGCUAUGUUAGCAUGUUGUCAACGCUAACGCCUGAAGUCUUACUGUCGUACAAUUGAGAAGUACUUCCUGUCUUCAGCCAGUGUGUUUACGUUCCAUCGUCCGCUUUGAGACUUUUUUUUUUUUUUUUUUUUUUUUAAUAUAACAUCUAGCUCUUCCUCUUCUUACCGCCAUCAUCAUCAUCAUCAUCGCCACAGACUUCUUAGCAGCAUGUUUGAUCACGACCAAUAUCGCCAUGGAGACAAAAGCGACAAACGAAAAAAACGGAAAAAAAAAACGUAGAGAAUUGUCAUACUUAUCCUCUUGAUGAUUGAUUAUUGUUGUUAUUAUUAUUAAUAAUAUAAGUUUGUUUUAUUUCAUCGCUUGGGAUGAAAAUAUUUUUUUUCUUGGAAUAAAAAGAGGAAAAUGUUUCGGACAAGACGUGCCGAGUGGUCUUUAAAAAGUGACGACGUCGGACUUGUUUUGUGACGAAGCGCUCGGAGCUGAGGUCCGCACACUGAAAAAUUAAAGCAUGCGGGGGCCAUUUUUAUAUAUAUUUUUUUACCUUUAGGGCUCUCCUCAAGUCCCGAAAAGGUUCCCAUAAGUCAGAUAGUGUAUUUUUUUUUUUAUUCAAUGCUUGAAUCUCCAGAUCAGAGAUGCCCAAAAUGGGCAAUUUGGCUCGUUGUGUCAUUUUGUUUGGCCGGGGUGGCUACCAAGUUGAAUACAUAUCAUCACUGUUACCAUGUUUCCAUUUACAGUAAGGCACUGUGAAAACAGUAAUUGUAGAUUUUGCAGUAAAAAUAACAGUGAGACAGUUUUUCAAUUUAUAGUGAUGCACUGUAAUGCAUAGAUUAUACGGCACUUUUUUUUUUUUAUGGCAGCUCACUCACCAAGAUUUUUACGUAAAAACAGUGGUACAGUUUUUUAUGAUUUGUGUACUUUUUUGAUAAUAUGAGCACAUAAUUCACUUGUAUGACCCAAUCCAGACAACCUAUCCUAGUCAUGGGGCAGGAAAAAAAAAGUCAACACACAAAACACAAACUGCUCACUGAAAUUUGUGGAUGUUAUAAAAAAAACUGUCCCAUCACCAUAACAAAACAUUACACCCAUUUAAAUCCAUUCCUAGGCAUGAUGGGAAAAUGCAAAACCCUCCACACAUAACCAUGUUUAACUUUUAGCUGAUUAAAUACAAAACUUUAAAGAGGUCGUCAAAGAAGUAAACACACACACACACACACACACACACACAUAUAUACUGUGUAAAUAUUGGCUUCAUUUUGAAAGCAAGUUACCCGUCAAAUGAGUUACGGCCCAGGCCUGGUGGGAGUCUCGUAUGAGGGGUUGAGAUCUUGGCCGCAGUUUCUCUCUCUCCCUUGUGUGUGUUUGCAGGUUCCGCACCUGCAGCUGGUUGGGCCUCAUCAGCGGGAAUGGAUAUCAGCUGGGACCUCAGGACCUCAGCCCUGUUUUCUUGCACCAUUAAACCGUCGUACUCUUUUUUUUUUUUUUUUUUUUUGUUAUAUAAAUUAUUAUUUUGUACACGUUUACCUUCAGGCUCGUCUCCCCCUUUGUCAUAAAAACUACAUAAAUGAAAAAAACAACAAUAACUGGUAGCUCAGUCGCCAACAUUUUACUGUAAAUAAAAACACAACUGUGGUAUCGUUUUUCUAAACUUAAAAAUUAAAAUCCCCAGUAAACAAAAACAGAUCAAAACGGAAGUUUAGUUUCCUCUUCUGACUUUUUUUACUUUUUCAAAGUAAAAGUGGGGAUAUUACGUUACCCGUGUGCCUGGUUAAAAUGUAUUAGGAUUUUGGAGCCCUGCACAAAUUACUAAGACGUGACACGAGGACGGACGUCUACAGAAACCCCUACGCAGAUAUCACACGUAAGUGAAGGCAAAAAAAGAUUUGUUCAGGAGCUUUUUACAAUAAUAUAGUACAGUUUUUUUUCUCACAGGCCCUACUUUAACUUAAUAAGGGGGCUAUUAAUAUGCUAUGUUGCAUGUGACGUCACAUCCGUUUAUCUUAAUUCACACGAUGGUCAAGCAGAUUGAGCAUAGUGUAACAUUUGAUUUGGUAUGUUAUUCUUAUUUAUGUAUGGAAAGUCAUUUGUGUUAGGCACGAAUUCUAUGUACAUAUUAACGGGUCACAUUACGAUUAUUUUCAGGUAACACAUUUGGUGUAUUGUGAUUUAUUUUAUUUUAUACAGUCCCGUAAUUUGGUUCCUACCUGUUGUUUCCGCGUACCCGAAUAGGGAACGGACAAGGGAAGUCAAGCGUGUCUUUACGCUGUGGUACUUUUAGCAAGGAAGAUAAUGUAACCUAUUUUUAUGGGCAUGCCUCUUUAUGAUGUUAAGUUCCUGUUAUAAGCUGUUUUACAGUAUAUGCUUUGAGCUUUUAUUUGGAAGGCGCCUAGAGCGGAAGUGAGGUCAUGUUGUGUGAAGCGGGGGUUUUUGGAGGGGAGAAAAAUAAAGUGGUC
Messenger RNA from Entelurus aequoreus (snake pipefish), 5109 nucleotides. Its product is annotated as OTU domain-containing protein 5-A-like. Gene Ontology annotation, biological process: protein deubiquitination. The coding region runs from base 295 to 2025 and encodes 576 amino acids. Gene Ontology annotation, molecular function: K63-linked deubiquitinase activity; cysteine-type deubiquitinase activity. The transcript is spliced from 8 exons. Lineage: Eukaryota; Metazoa; Chordata; Actinopteri; Syngnathiformes; Syngnathidae. The record is from RefSeq and is a predicted model, not a curated record.